AUUUGAUUGAUUGCAAUGCCUAAAUGCAACUUGAAGGAACCUGAUAAAUAGAUCAGGAUGAUUUAUUGUAAUGAAAAUUUGUAGAUAAUAUACCAUAUAAAAAGAGAACGAAAGUAAGGAGUGACAUUGUUGAUUGCAUACCGACAACAACGACUAUCAAGAUGAAAUACUUCGCAACCCUCCUCCUGAUCGCCGCCGUGGCCUCGGCCCAGCCCACCAGGCCCAGCAUCUCCGCUAUCCUCGCACAACUCCACGAGGCUCUCUCUGAACUGAAACCUGAACCCAUUGCUGUCGGCCCCGCUAUCGUCGGUGAACCCGUCCAGGUUGGCCCUGCUAUCGUCGACGGACCCCAGUACGAGCCCAUCUCCGUCGGACCCGCUAUCAUUGACAAGCCUCAGUAUGAGCCCGUCGCUAUCGGACCCGCAUUGAUUGAAGCUCCCGCGCCUUCUCCCGUGGUCGUCGCUCCCGGACCCGUUGCUGAAGCCAGUGCUCCUCUAGUCCAGAUUAUCUUGAACAUCAACCAGGCCGCUGCUGAAGCUAUUCCCAUCAUCCCUGAGCCCGUCAUUAUUGAGCCCGCACCCGUCAUCCCCAUGCCCGUGCACCCUAUCGGCGUUGUCGCCCCUGAGGCCGUGCCCGUUGAGCCCGUCCAGGUCGUCGAGGCUGCCCCCGUGCCCGUGGAGCCCGUCGUCAUCGGCACCCCCGUGUUGCCCGCCCCCGCUGUCGUCCUCCCCGAGGAACUCAACUAAAUAAUAAAUGUACAACUUUUCGAAUAACAUCUGAUGCAACUUAUUUCCACUCUUGAUAAGUAAAAUAAGUCAAUUAUAAUAAUAAA
This is a messenger RNA of Helicoverpa armigera (cotton bollworm), 832 nucleotides long. RefSeq lists its product as uncharacterized. The record is from RefSeq and is a predicted model, not a curated record. The transcript is spliced from 2 exons. Bases 162 to 746 code for a protein of 194 amino acids. Lineage: Eukaryota; Metazoa; Arthropoda; Insecta; Lepidoptera; Noctuidae.